Messenger RNA from Saitoella complicata NRRL Y-17804, 749 nucleotides. RefSeq lists its product as uncharacterized. NCBI's taxonomy places the organism in Eukaryota, Fungi, Ascomycota, Saitoellomycetes, Saitoellales, Saitoellaceae. The record is from RefSeq and is a predicted model, not a curated record. The transcript has 3 exons. Bases 140 to 559 code for a protein of 139 amino acids.
UAGAGUUUAUUUUAGCGAUAUAUACCCUUGAGCACUUACAUACGUUGGACUGCCUAUAAUUCUAAUUCUUAUUCCUUGAGCUCUGAGGACUUUGGGUUCCCACGCUUUCCCGGUCCGUCGCUUCGCUACGUCGGUGUACAUGAUGCUGCACCCUGAUCGUCCUCCCAUUACUUUACGAACUGGAAAGUUCAAAGAUAAGAAUUGCCGAGAUAAGGCAAAGCCGGGGUUCGAUUCGCGUCAGGCCAUGGUUACCGAUCGUGCCUUGCUCAGGUUGCAGCGGCGUGGUGACGUCUCUUAUCUACACUCUAUGGAUCUCCCAACGCUGUGCAUAAAGAACCAAACUUCUGCCACUUCACCGACCACAAUGGAAUUUCCCACCGAACCAGUCGCCCGCGGCGUUGAAAUCCCGCAAAAGAAGGAAAACGAACUUUCUGUUGAGCAGAUCCAAGAGAUGACCGACAAUGCUUCUAAACACAUCAAGGAGGGUGAGGCGAAGGGGAAGGGAACGGAGAUUCAGCCGCCAAAGGAUUUCAGGCCAGGGAUGAGUGAUGACCUUUGAAUGGCGACAUUACUUGAAGACGAGAGAAGACGAGGAUGGGGAUGAGUUUCGAACUUGCCAUUGAGAUGUUUACGACAGGAACGACGUAUGAGUUAGGGAUGCAAAGACAGAAUGAUACCACGAUUGCAAUAUCCAGAUUCAGCGCUCAUUUCCUGCAUGUUCGCCGUUAUUGCUUUUACACGAGUCCAUG